GCUGAAGACGUUAGCAAUUAUAUACGACUAAUGAAGACAAGAAAAAUUCUGCCCACUGUUGGGAAUAUUGUAGAUUUAACAAUUCCAGAGGAAUAUAAAGAUUUGGAUAUGACCGAGGAAGAAAAUGAUGAUUUGGCGUCGUAUCUCAUAACAACAUAUAAGAGUUUACAAAGAAUAGACAGUUUAAGCGCGGACAGGGUGGGACAAGUGGUACUAUUCGUAGCAGAGCGUGUUAAGGAGUCCGAGAGACAGGGAGCAGCACCCGAAAAAAGAAAGACCAGGACAGGGAAACGCAAAAUGGACGAAGAAAAGACACAAAGAAAAAAGAGAAAAUUAGAGGAGACCGGAUCCAAAGAAUUCACCUGCACAUACUGUUUUGCCUAUACAACCAAACGACGUGACAGGAUAAAGAGGCACAUGGAUAAAUGCCCGGCGGGUCCGAAGGAUGCAAAGGAGAGGGAGGCCCACACAAGAAGAUCAAUUGAGAGCUUAGUUCAAGCUCAUGAGGACUUUAAUUUUUUAAAUCCAUAUCUUCAUUAAUAACGUAUUCAUAACUUAUUCAUAAUCAUAAUUUCC
Molecule: messenger RNA, 576 nt
Organism: Ostrea edulis (European flat oyster)
Lineage: Eukaryota; Metazoa; Mollusca; Bivalvia; Ostreida; Ostreidae
Exons: 2
Coding region: 31-540 (169 amino acids)
Source: RefSeq, a predicted model, not a curated record